GCCCCCCUCGCCCCAGCAGGACCCCCGACCCUCGCCCACCACUGUCCCACCGCUGCCUCUGCCCCGCCUGGAUGCGCUUGGCGCGGGGGGGCGUCGCGGGGCUGCGAUCAGAGGCGGGCGCUCUCGGCUGCGGCGCGCUCGGCUGGUCCCGGCCUCGGAGACCCCGCGCUCCGGAGGAGCCGCUGCUGGAAAGGGGGGCCUCAGGAUGGCCUUGGCGGACAAUGCCAGGCUGAGGGAGGGCUCAGUUUUCCCAGAGAUCGUGGAGCUGAACGUGGGCGGGCAGGUCUACCUCACCCGCCACAGCACCCUGCUGGGCGUGCCCGGCUCCUUCCUCUGCGACCUCUUCAGCCAGCAGAGCGCUCAGUCCUUAGCCCGGGAUAGCAAAGGACGCUUCUUCGUCGACCGGGAUGGUUUCCUCUUCCGCUACAUCCUGGACUACCUGAGGGACCGGCAGCUGGUGCUCCCGGAGCGCUUCCCCGAGCGGAGCCGCCUGCAACGGGAGGCCGAAUUCUUCAAGCUGCCUGAGCUGGCCAAGAGCCUGGCGCCCAAGAUCAGCAAGCAAGACUCGCUGGGCGAGGAGCCCUGCGCCAGCGACCCCGAGGAGUUCUCCCCCAGCACAGAGGCCGUCCGCACCCUGGGGGCGGCUGGCGCAGGCUUGGCCGGCCCCCCUGGCAGCUCCCUGACCCCCGUGGCUGGAACCGGUGGGGGGCAGGAGGCCCGACGGUCUGGAUUCAUCACCAUCGGCUAUCGGGGCUCCUACACACUGGGGAGAGACAGCCAGACGGACGCCAAGUUCCGGCGCGUGGCGAGAAUCAUGGUGUGUGGAAAGACCUCUCUGGCGAAGGAGGUCUUCGGGGAGACCCUUAAUGAGAGCAGGGACCCUGACCGUCCCCCCGAGCGCUACACCUCCAGGUACUACCUCAAGUUCACCUUCCUGGAGCAGGCCUUCGACCGACUGGCCGACGCUGGCUUCCACAUGGUGGCCUGCAACUCCACUGGGACCUGCGCCUUUGCUCACGAACAGACGGACGACAAGAUCUGGACCUCGUACACCGAGUACGUUUUCCACCGCGAGUGAUCCUCAAGCCCCAGCAGAACCGAAGCGCCACAGCCGCUGAACCCUCCCCAAUGCUCUGCUGAUGCCGAUUUCAUUCGAGAUGCCCUCGGACUUUGAGUCUCUCCCCUCCCGUGUUGCCAGCCUGAAGCCCAGCAGCUCCCGAGGGAUGCCAAUCCUCCUGCCCCUACCACAGCCCUCCUGGGAGCAUGGAACGGCUGGAGGAGGAGGAUGGCGUGCCUGGGGGGGGUGGACUGGGCUCCCUGCAGGAUUGCGCAGCUAUGCUCUCUCGGCUCUUGCAAAGCAAAAAGACCGAGGAGGGGGGGGGGGCGGCUUCAUUGCGCAACCUCACAGGGGCACUUGGUAGCCUUUCAAUGAACCAAGUUGGGAAGGACCUGACUGGACCCUCAGACCCUCGCCGGGCAUCCCGCUGCCAACGCUUUCCCCCGUCACCCCUUUGAGCAGCUGUGCCCCUGGGGUGCCAGGGCUUUUGAAUGGCAACAGAGCCAAAAGCACUAAAAAAACAACCUUGCCUCCUAUGCCCACCUGGCACGGCUAAAUAUACCCGUUUCCCUUGAUUGAAGUGGAGGGGGGGGGUGACUGCGACCUCAGUGCCCAGUUUGAGGAGGUGCCAGGGGUCACGGGGGCAGUGGGUGUUUUGCACACUCAAAGCCUUGCUCACUUUCUAAAGUGCCAUCUAAACUUUCUGUUAGAAAUAAGGAGAUUUGUGGGGAAGGGAAUGCAGGGGCCACGCCCAUCACCCAGCAUAUAAGCAGGGCACAUUCACCAGCCUGGGGAUGCUUCUGGUGGGGGGAGAGGGGGGGGUUGCCUGGCAGAGCCCCACAUAUAAGAGGCCACGUUAGGGUUGCAGAAAGCCUUUGCUUCAGGAGGGGUUUUUGCUCCUAGCUGGAAGGGAGGAGGGCCGUCUCAGGUGGGCGCCGGCAAAAGCCCCAGGUGCUUAACAGCUGCCCACAGAUGUUUUGAGUUACAGAGGUGGGAAGGGGAAACCUACAGGUGAGCCUUGUCCCAGGUGGAGGCCAGCAAAACUCUGCACGGUGUAUUUUGAGCUGGUUGCUGCUGUCGCCGGAUGAGGGGCCAGGCGUAAUAAAAGGAGCGAAAUAUU
Thamnophis sirtalis is the source of this 2177-nucleotide messenger RNA. Its product is annotated as BTB/POZ domain-containing protein KCTD12. The record is from RefSeq and is a predicted model, not a curated record. Gene Ontology annotation, molecular function: protein binding. NCBI's taxonomy places the organism in Eukaryota, Metazoa, Chordata, Lepidosauria, Squamata, Natricidae. Gene Ontology annotation, cellular component: signaling receptor complex. Gene Ontology annotation, biological process: regulation of G protein-coupled receptor signaling pathway; protein homooligomerization.